This is a messenger RNA of Suillus clintonianus, 2610 nucleotides long. Its product is annotated as phosphoribosylglycinamide synthetase. The record is from RefSeq and is a predicted model, not a curated record. Bases 197 to 2554 code for a protein of 785 amino acids. The transcript has 10 exons. Gene Ontology annotation, cellular component: cytosol. Gene Ontology annotation, molecular function: phosphoribosylamine-glycine ligase activity; metal ion binding; phosphoribosylformylglycinamidine cyclo-ligase activity. Gene Ontology annotation, biological process: 'de novo' IMP biosynthetic process; adenine biosynthetic process. NCBI's taxonomy places the organism in Eukaryota, Fungi, Basidiomycota, Agaricomycetes, Boletales, Suillaceae.
GUACCUCUUCAAAUGGUUCAAGAACAUUUUGAAACAUUGGACUAUCUGAUUGACACUGACUGACACUGACAGUGAUACUGGGUCAACUGUCUGGCACUGAUACCGUAGGUCAAUGACCUGGAUACUGCCUUUAACACUCCACAAGCUACUUGAGCGCUUGUAACCGGGGUCCUAUUUAUCAUCUUUCAUCUCUGCGAUGAGUACGCAGAUCUUGAUACUUGGCAGCGGAGGUAGAGAACACGCUCUAGCAUGGAAACUGUCGAAAUCAGUCCUCGUUAAACACAUAUUCGUAUGUCCCGGUAAUCCAGGAUCAGCUCAAAAUCAAAAAACUUCAAAUCUUGAUCUUCCUCUCAUUCAUCCUUACAAUGAUCUCGUCGAUUUCGCUGUCAAGAACAAGAUCGACCUAGUACUACCAGGUCCAGAGGAUCCUCUCGUUCUUGGCGUAGAAAAAUGCUUUCGCGACGUUGGCAUACCCGUAUUCGGUCCCACAAAGCUAGCAGCUAGAAUGGAAGGCUCCAAGGCCUUCUCCAAGGCCUUCAUGCACCGUCAUGCUAUACCCACUGCCAAAUUUAGAUCUUUUGCUUCUUCUCAACUUCAGGACGCCAUUGACUACAUUAAAUCAUGCGGUCAUCCUGUCGUUUUAAAAGCAAGUGGCCUCGCAGCCGGAAAGGGUGUCCUCAUACCCUCCUCUACUGAAGAGGCUCUCCAAGGCCUCCGAUCCAUCAUGGUAGACAAUGCCUUUGGAUCGGCAGGUGAUGAGGUGGUGAUCGAGGAACUUCUCCAAGGUCCCGAAAUCUCAGUUCUCGCCUUCUCAGACGGGUACACUAUUGUUCCCCUACCAGCCGCACAAGAUCACAAGCGUAUUGGCGAGGGGGACACCGGUCUUAACACUGGCGGCAUGGGCGCCUAUGCACCUGCCCCUGUCGCAACACCAGCUAUCAUGGAUCGUAUCAUGACAGAGUGUCUACGUCCCACCAUCGACGGGAUGCGCAAAGAAGGAUUCCCCUUCGUCGGCCUCCUUUUCACAGGCUUCAUGCUCACCGCCGACGGACCCAAGCUAUUGGAAUACAAUGUCCGUUUCGGGGACCCCGAAACCGAGGCCCUCAUGAUGCUCCUGAGCGACGAUGUCGAUCUCGCUGCAGUCCUUCUCGCGUGCGCUGAGCGCCACCUCGAUUCAGUCCAGAUCACCACCCGCCCAGGCUUCUCGGUCUCUGUUAUUUUAGUUUCGGGGGGAUACCCCGAGAGCUAUGCCAAGGGGGAGCCAAUUCAAGUGGGCGAUGUCCCAUCUGAUGUCAUGGUGUUCCAUUGCGGAACAUCGAUGAACGGAAAUGAUCUGGUCACAUCAGGUGGCCGUGUCAUGGCAGUAACAUGCUCUGCACCAACCCUAGAACAAGCUCUUGCGCAAGCUUACGCGGCUGUCGAUAAAAUUUCUUUUGAGGGCAAAUUCUACAGGCGAGACAUCGCACACAGAGCACUGACAUCAUCAAGUCAAGCUCCAUCAAAUGGCCUGACGUAUGCGCAGGCCGGAGUUUCCGUAGAUGCCGGAAACGCGCUCGUGGAAGCAAUCAAGCCAUACGUGCGCGCCACAAAGCGUUCAGGUGCUGAUGUGGAAAUAGGGGGCUUCGGAGGUAUCUUUGACCUCAAAGCAACCGGCUACAAAGAUCCCGUGCUGGUUAGCGGGACAGACGGCGUGGGUACGAAACUUCGUAUCGCUGUCGAUGCCGGUAUCCACCAUCUGGUCGGAAUCGACCUCGUUGCGAUGUCAGUCAACGACCUGCUUGUGCAGGGCGCUGAGCCGCUUUAUUUCCUCGACUAUUACGGAUGCAGCAAACUAGACGUGGCUACUGCCGCGGACGUCGUCAAGGGUAUUGCACAGGGCUGCCAACAAGCCGGUUGUGCCUUGAUCGGUGGAGAAACGGCAGAGAUGCCAGGGAUGUACCAAGACGGCGAUUACGACCUCGCAGGCUUCGCGGUCGGUGCAGUCGAGCGUAGUUCGAUCCUCCCUCGGUCGGAUAUCAUGCCAGGAGAUGUCCUCCUUGGAAUCGCUUCUUCUGGAAUACACUCGAAUGGGUUCUCACUCGUUCGAAAAGUCAUCUCGAUGACAGGCCUGUCCUACUCCUCGGCAUGUCCGUGGGACGAUCAAAAGACUCUCGCGCUCAGUCUUUUGGAGCCGACUAGGAUAUACGUCAAGCAGGUCCUCCCAGCUGUACAUCAGGGACUCCUAAAAGGCAUGUCUCACAUCACAGGGGGCGGUUUUAUCGAGAAUAUCCCGCGGGUCCUGCCAAAAGGAAUGGGAGCCUACGUCGAUGCUUCGACUUGGCAGCUCCCCCCUGUGUUCCGGUUCCUGAUGCAGCGUGGGGGGAUCGCGCCUUUGGAAAUGGCUCGUACGUUCAAUAAUGGUAUUGGGUUGGUGCUUAUCGUGGGGCGGGAGGAUGUGGAUAGGGCUGUGCAGGUCUUGCGGGAGACUGCUGACGCUGCUGUGUAUCGAAUUGGUGAGGUGACGGAUAAAAGUGGAGUUGAGAUGAGGAAUUUAGACCAUUGGAGUUCUCAAUAGCGGAGAGCUUGCGUAUGUGUAUUGCUGGAAAUGUACACGGAAUUGCUAGAGUUCUA